This is a messenger RNA of Aspergillus bombycis, 1473 nucleotides long. RefSeq lists its product as uncharacterized. Bases 1 to 1473 code for a protein of 490 amino acids. The transcript has a single exon. Lineage: Eukaryota; Fungi; Ascomycota; Eurotiomycetes; Eurotiales; Aspergillaceae. The record is from RefSeq and is a predicted model, not a curated record.
AUGUACGACACCGCAGGGCCUAUUCGUCUGGAUUAUAUCAACCAGCAGCAUCUACCACGGCGGUACGAGUCGGACGAGGAGGAUAUCUCGGAGUCUGAAAUGGGUGGACACGACAAUGCUUUCUCUCCCGUGGAGGCUUAUGAGCCAUCAAAUUCCGACAUCAACGAGUCCGAGAUCGAGAGGCCCGGCUUCCCUCGGUUACUGCCUACAUAUUCAUCCUCCGGGAAAACGUCACGCCCGGUAUCAAUGGACACCAUCAAACGAAGCAGUGCUACGACAUUCGUAGCGGACUCGUACAUUUUCGAACAUGAUGACGACGUGAUCAUUGAGCUGCCAUCCCCUGACGCUGCAUCUCCCCUGCAAUCUCCAAUCUUCUUGCCUCCCAGUGUAUAUGUUCCCUCGGAGUCACCUGUGUCGACGAGACCUCAAUCUCUCGCCUCUAUUUCCUCGGCAUCGGUGUAUUCUGAUGAUGAGGAUUCGGGCCUGCUCGUAGCGGAGCAGGUCAAGAUCGUUGAACCCAUUGCAAAACCUAAUUUAAUCCUAAUCAGCCCAGUCUCCGAACACUCCCCCUCCCCCUUUAAGGACUCAACCCCUACACCUAAUACUAUCAAGGAUAAUUCAAACGAUAGCGGCUCUCAGGGGCUGUACUCGCAUCGACGGGCCGCGGCUUCUCAGCCCUUACUAUGGAACAAGUGGGAUCAAACUCCCGCGAAGAAUGAAGCAUUAAAACGAGGCAGCAUGCUGCUGACCACUCGUGAUCUUGAGCGGCUACCCAUGGUGGCAUCAGGCCCCAUCGUCAGCUCACCAGUCGAGGUGCAUGAACUGCCAUCUCCGAUGACACUUCCUAUGCACUCGAUGACAUUCCCACGCCCUGCAACUGCUGUGUCUGAAAAGGCCUCCUCAGAGAUGCAUUCCCGUCGCCCUACGGAUAUUCUCCGCCGUCCGCCAUCGAUCAAGAGUCUGAGCAGCGCGAGCCUUCCGUUCUUUCACGGCCGUCAAGCCCCUACCAGUGCUGAUGCCGACUCUCGGACGAGGUCUAUGUCUUACACUCACUCGAGUGCCAAAUCUGUGCAUGGAUUACCAUUGCAGUCUAGUUGCCCGCCAUCUCGUACCGCUAGCCCUUCUCCAUAUUAUUCCUCCCCCUCUUUCACUCGUGAGCGAUCCGGCUCCACCUAUAGCACUUCCAGUUUUGGUCGCACCCCCACGCCACUCCGACAGCCCCUGAAGAAAACCUCGACAUCCUCUAGCAUCUACUCGUCCAGCAGUCUCCGGUCUGAGGUCGAGAGCGUCCACAGCUUGGACCCCCGGGAUGUGGCUGAGACCGAUUUCCAGCAGAAAGUUAAGCGAAAGAAAAGUCUGCGACGCAUCCGGCAGUCGACCGUCGAAUCUUUCGACCCGGCUGGAAAAAAGAGCUUCAUGGGGUUUAUGUUCGGAUCCAAGCGGAAGUCCACCAUCAAAAGUCUUAAUGCUUAA